Molecule: messenger RNA, 2522 nt
Organism: Aethalodelphis obliquidens (Pacific white-sided dolphin)
Lineage: Eukaryota; Metazoa; Chordata; Mammalia; Artiodactyla; Delphinidae
Gene: SYCE1L
Product: synaptonemal complex central element protein 1 like
Exons: 9
Coding region: 420-1283 (287 amino acids)
Biological process (GO): synaptonemal complex assembly
Cellular component (GO): synaptonemal complex
Source: RefSeq, a predicted model, not a curated record
UGAGUGGGGGGCUCUGAAGGAGUUAACUGCCCCACUUCAAGCCUUCUUUCCCUCCCCUGUAUCCCCUCCAGCUGUGACGGCCUCCUUCAAGUGCACCACGCCUUGGCCUGGGCUGCGGUUCUGCCUCCAGAAGUGUCCUGGCCACUCCGUGUGUCUGUGAAACCCAGCAGUUGCAGUGCCCAGAACCUUUAGUUCCAUCAUUCUGUUGACCAUUCCCUCGGUCAACAGUAACCAUCUGAGGGAAGCCUGGAGCCACAGGUCGAAGACCUGAUUAACCGGAUUAAUGAGCUUCAGCAAGGUAAGCUCCGGGACGUAAGAUGGCCAGCUGCCCAAGAGGGACCUGGGCUUUGGAAGUCUCCACUUCUUCAUCUAUGAGAUCCAGGCCCCUCCGGGUUGUCUGAAGAUGAGUGUGCAGUGUCAUGGUCUGUGAGAGAAUAGCAAGGCUAGUGGCUGCACUCACACCAUGUCUUCUUCCCUCUUUUGACCCAGCAAAGAAGAAAUCCAGCGAGGAACUGGGAGAAGCCCAAGCUCUCUGGGAGGCCCUGCGUAGGGACCUGGACUCCUUUGCAGUCAGGGCCCAGGAUGAGGCCCCCUGGAGACUCACAGUGUCAUUGUGUUUUCCAGUGAAUGGAGAGAAAGUGCACCUGGAGGAGGUUUUGAGCAAAAAGCAAGAGGCACUGAGGACCCUCCAGCUGCACUGCCAAAGGAAGGAAAGUGAGGCUCAGAGGAAGUACAUGUUGGCGGAGCACAUGGAACAAAUUUCUAUCCAUAACUCUCAGAUCACAGAGAGUCAAGGACAGAGGAAGCCGGGGUUGCACGUGGAAGAACGUCUGGAGGAUUUGACAGGCCAGCACAAGGACCCCUGGGAAUUCCACAUGCUGAAGCAGCGACUGGCCUGGGAGAUCCGUGCCCUGCAGAGCAGCAAGGAGCAGCUGCUCACCGAAGAGAGGCAGGCGCGGGCAAAGCUGGAGACGGUGGAGAGGCGGCUGCGCUCGCCGCCCGAGGUCCAGAGCGCCCCGGCAGAGAAAGACGGGCUGAAGGCGGAGCUGGAGAAACUCGGGGGGCAGGUCCCCGCCCAGACUCAGACCACCCCAGAGGACCAGGCCGGAGAGGUAGAGAGCCCGGGAUGGAGGCAAGACGGGCCGAGACACAGCGGGCGGGAUCUGGGAUCCGCAGCCCCUCUGAGAGGGGGCUGUGCGGGUGCAGGGCGUCCUCGGGGCGGUGGGGACAGGGAAAGGGCGGCGCGGGCCAGCGUGGGCGGGCGCCAGGGCCCCAAAGCCUGACUCCCAGCCCCCGCAGGACGGCCCCCAGCUCCCAAGCGAGGGCGACCUGGCGCCGCCGGCGGAGCUGGCCCUGACGCGCCCCUAGGCCAGUAGGACCCACCCGGCCCCACCUUCCUUCAAGUGCCGCCCGGAAAUAAAGGCGACGUUUGCGGAGCAUCCUCCAACUCCCCGGCUGAGUCUGUGCCACGGGAGUCAUUGGGGGUGGGGGUCGUGCCCUUCCUCUCUCCGGGAGAAGGGGGAGUGGUUCAGGAAGUCUGGGCGGGGCCUCGCCGGACUCUGCCCACCAGUCCCUUGGCCGGCUCAGGACGCGGGAGCUCUGUAUACGCCCCCGACAGCUCAAUGACUGCGUGGGUGUCAAGACCACUCCAUCUCCACGGCCUCAUCUCGGGUUCCUGAACCGUCUGUUUUACCAGUAAGGGCUAGAAGGGACGUGUUAAAAACCCGCUGCAGGUCCUGUCAGUCUCCUGUGGUUCAGAGUAAAAUCCCAGCCUCCCAGAGUCCCUGCAUUACCCACAGGCUCCCUCAGACCUGCCCGCCUACCUGGCCUCACCUCUCACACCCUCACACGUUUGCUUCAAGCCACACAGCUGAUUUUCCACCCUUCUCCAAGCACCUUGUCAUCUCAGGGCUUUUGCCCUGCUGUGUCGUCAUCUGGGGUGCCCUUACCCCAGUCUCCUCGGAGUGCAGGACUGUUAAGGAUGUCAGCAGCUCAGGAGGCUGGCCUGGGGGACCCAGUUCCAAAGGGCACCUUGCCACCUGCUAAGCACGUGUGGGUUAAACAAGCAUUUGCUGAAUGUCUGCUUGUGUACCAGGCACUAUGGUAGGCCCCGGAUUUUAAGUAGCAGUGUCAGGAAGGAUGUCACUGAGGUGGUGGUGCCUGAGCAGGGAGGUGAGGGGGGCAGGCGAGGGAGUGAGCACCGUAGGUGUCUGGGCGAAGGGGCGCUGGGCAGAGGGGAUGGCGCCCACAAGGGCUGUGGAGGGGACUGAGUUUGUCCAGUGCGAGGAGCGUCUGGAGGAGGCCAGUGUUGUGGAGCCGAGCGAGGUGACCAGGCACGGGGUCGAGUGCUGGCCCUGGAAGGGGGACGCCUUCGACACUCGGACAUGCAUUGUCCGAGGAGACACACAUGCUGACAGAGCAAGACACUUUAUUGGGGAGGCGUGCCCGGGUGCAGAGCAGCAGGGUAAGGGAACCGAGGAGGACCGCUCUGCCACGUGGCUCGCAGUCUCAGGUUUUAUGGU